Messenger RNA from Cloeon dipterum, 1064 nucleotides. It is a transcript of the gene Ppt1, whose product is annotated as Palmitoyl-protein thioesterase 1. The transcript has 7 exons. The record is from RefSeq and is a predicted model, not a curated record. Gene Ontology annotation, biological process: protein depalmitoylation; receptor-mediated endocytosis. Gene Ontology annotation, cellular component: lysosome. Lineage: Eukaryota; Metazoa; Arthropoda; Insecta; Ephemeroptera; Baetidae. Bases 95 to 997 code for a protein of 300 amino acids. Gene Ontology annotation, molecular function: palmitoyl-(protein) hydrolase activity.
GUCGUUUUUAGAAUAACCUCACUCCCGGAGUGUGUUGCUAAAGUCAAGUGUCUCGUCAGCCAGUCAGACAGACGGUUUGAAGAGUUCGUUUGGAAUGUUAUUCUUUCGCUCGCUCGCGUUUUGUUGCGCGCUCUGGCUGACAGCCGACUGGGCCUUGGCUAACCAUCCAACGCCGAUAGUAUUAUGGCACGGAAUGGGUGACAGCUGCUGCAACCCGUACAGCUUGGGAUAUUUUGCCAAAGAGUUGAAAGAUGAUAUUCCAGGGGUGUACGUUCAUUCGCUGAGAAUUGGAAAUAAUUUUGCUGAGGACACGGAAAAUGGCUUCUUCAUGCGAGUGGAUAAACAGGUGCAAAAAGCGUGCAUGCUAAUACAAAAGGACCCAAACCUGAAGGCUGGCUACAACGCCAUUGGAUUUUCACAGGGCUCCCAAUUCUUGAGGGCCGUGGCGCAGCGUUGUCCUGAUCCGCCGAUGCUGAACCUGGUGUCGCUCGGCGGCCAGCACCAGGGCGUGUACGGAUUUCCGCACUGUCUCUACCCUACCCACAAGUGGUGUGACUUUGUCAGACGAGCCCUCAACUACUUAGCCUACGAGAGUGUUAUUCAGAAAUUGCUUGUUCAAGCGCAAUACUGGCACAAUCCAACCAAGGAAGAAGAGUACAAGCAUGGCAGUCUUUUCCUAGCAGAUAUCAACAACGAGCUGGUGGUUAAUGAGGAGUACAAAAAGAAUCUGCUGAAGCUGAAGAAUUUCGUGCUGGUGAGAUUCAACAAUGACACAAUGGUCGAGCCCAUAUCUACUGAGUGGUUCGGGUUUUACAAGCCAGGGCAAGGCCUCAUUGAGUUGCCGCUUGAGUUAACUGAUCUUUACAAACAGGAUCGCCUCGGCCUCAAGCAGUUGAAAGAGUCAGGAAGGCUACACUUCUUGCAGGUCAACGGUGAUCAUUUGAAAUUUACCAGGGAGUGGUUCAACAAGGAGAUUACUGAAAAAUAUUUGAAAUGAACGGUGACAGUGUAUUUUGUUAUUGUUAAUGAAACGGUAAAUUAAAAUUGAGCGUAAUUUCAUAAGA